This is a messenger RNA of Bactrocera latifrons, 2506 nucleotides long. RefSeq lists its product as uncharacterized. Gene Ontology annotation, molecular function: gamma-glutamylcyclotransferase activity. The record is from RefSeq and is a predicted model, not a curated record. Bases 1149 to 2345 code for a protein of 398 amino acids. NCBI's taxonomy places the organism in Eukaryota, Metazoa, Arthropoda, Insecta, Diptera, Tephritidae. The transcript is spliced from 5 exons.
CUUUCACCUUCUUAUCUUAUUUAUUUUCGUUUUGAAAUAAUUUAUUCUCUUUUUCUUGUUAAUUAUGCAGAUUAAUAAAAUUGUCUAACAGAAAUUCAAUGCAAAUUACCUAUUCGCAACUUUGUUAUCUAAUUAUUUGACUAUCAUAUUAAUAAAAACUUUGAACUUACAAUAGGGUCUUACGUUCAUGGAAUGAAUCUUUUUGCUCACCUUUUGUUGAAUGAGUACUCAAAUAAAUAAAAUUGUCACAUUUCGAAUGAUGAUAAUCCACAGGCCAUUGUUGAGACGACGUUACAUUAUUAAUAUGUUACACUUUGGUGUGCUAUAUAGGCGGGGUGCAACAUUAGUCAAUAUUUCUUCAAAAAUGAAGCUGGUCAUAAUUUUACAGUCAUUGAAGAACCCUGUAGAGCUAUAGUUAGUGGCUUUUUCGUGUCUGAAUUGGCGGAUUUUGAUGCGGACAACUACCUUGGACCUUUGGAUUCAACAAGACGGCGCUACCCUCCAUACAGUCAACGAAAAAUCGAUUUAUUGAAGGAAUUUUUUGGUGAGCGUACUACCUCGCUUAAUACGCCUGCGACGAUGCCUCCGUGACCGUGUGAUUCAACACCGGUGAACUAUUCUUUCUGUACCAGUAAUCGGCUGUCUGUAGUUCAUAAAAGAAGUACCAUUAGAAUAAUUUCGAUAUCUGGAAACUGGAAAAACAGAAUAAAAAAAAAAAAGACUCGAAAGAGAAUAAAUACUACAAACGAUAAUAAUAUUGGAGAGAAAAUUUGUCAGAAACAAAAUUAUACUGAGAAAGCCCAAGAUGUUCCCAUAAGUAGAACAAAGUAUAGCGCACAAAUCAGCAAUUAUAUCAACAUAGGCUCAAUCUAAUAAGUCAAACAAUAACACAAAAUACAUAUAUGUAAAACGACAGAUGACAAAGUAGGUGAGCGAAAAAAUAUAUUAUAUAUUAGUGAGAUCGUACAUACAAGUAUAUACAAGUUUAGUAUUCAAAUUCAAACGCCAUACCGAAGCUAUCUAYAACAGUAAGCCACUCAAGUGUUGGCAGUCGACAUUAGACAAACCAGGUGUGUAGACGCAAAGCAGUCAAGAAAUUUCGUAAAUAAAUUGUGUUACAUUUAAAAACUUGUAAUCUUUGAAAAGAAAUGCUUUACUAUAGUUUACUGUUAAUAUUACCAUUAUCCUUAUGGUCCUGCGUGAGUGCUUACGUUAUACCAAGAGACUUACCAGAGCGCGUGGGAGAUAAGUUCAUAUACUUCGGCUAUGGCAGCAAUAUGUUGACCAAACGCAUACAUAUACAAAAUCCGACCGCGGUGAAAAUUGGUAUGGGCAUAUUGAAGGAUUACCGAUUGGAUUUUAAUACCUACACGGAACGUUGGGGCGGUGCACCAGCGACUAUUGUGCCUACGCCUGGCGCAUACGUUUAUGGCACACUGUGGGAGAUAUCGUUAAGCAAUUUGGAUGAUAUUGAUGACCAAGAAGGCGUCCACGAGGGCAUUUACUAUGCAGCCAGCUUGCCUGUGAUGCUGUCGAAUAAUACAGUAGCCACCGCACGCGCUUAUCUGUUAGCCGAUCAACCGAAAAAACCGUUAAAUGAUUUCUCCGAUGACGAUAAGGUGCCACUUAACCGUCAACCUUCGAAAACUUAUUUGCAAUGCUUGGUGAAAGGUGCAGAGGAGACUGGCAUUGUGCCAUGGUAUGUUGAGUGGCUGAAAUCUGUAAAGCACAAUGGCCAUGUAGCGCCGGACUUGGAGCAAAUUUUGGACUUAAAAGACGUGCAAUUGAAUUCUAUGUCUUCGAAGUUUUACUACUUUGGUUUUGGCAGUAAUCUUUUAGCCAAGAGAAUACACAUACAAAAUCCUACGGCGGUGCGCAUAGGACCUGGGAAGCUGGAAAAUUACCAACUUGAUUUCUAUACAAGUUCCCGCACUUGGUAUGGUGCACCCGCGACCAUAGUACCCAAAACGAGCGCCUGUGUUUUUGGCGCCAUUUGGGAGAUUGACAACAGCAAUUUAAAAGAUUUAGAUGAUCAAGAGGGCGUCUCCUAUGGCAUUUAUGUGCCUAUCACAGUGCCGGUACUGGAGCUUAACAGCGGCAAGUUGGUAGAGUGUCGCGCCUAUCAUUUAAAAAAUCAACCAACGGGCGAUGUGCGAUGCCUGAAAUCCGAAGAGAUACCCUACGAUCGUCAGCCAUCGAAAACAUAUAUGAAAACUAUUGUGAAAGGUGCUUUGGAGACAUGUCUGCCCGCGGAGUACGUGCAGUGGCUGCGUACCAUCAAACAUAAUGGCAAGAUGAUCGAUGCGUUAGAGAAGAAAUUGGAAUUGCAAGAUGUGAAUUUGUAAGCACAGUUAAGGGUCACAGAAACUUUUCCAAUAGUGUAAAGCUUAAAGAGCUUAUUGAAUUAUAAAACGGAGACAACUAAAGCAUUUAUAUAGGAACCUAGGAGUUCUCAUUGAUCAGUUUCUACAAGUCAGUAGAAUUGAAUAAGUUAUGGAAUUGAUAA